AGAAAAUAAGAGGAAAAUCCUUAAAGAUAAACUGUGAACUGCGAAAAUUCACCUCGAUCAGGUGACCUUUCCCUGGAGAAUUCCGCGACAGGAAAAGUGUGGUGUCCCCCGCACAGAAAACCCUGGAGCAAAAGUUUCGAUCCGGUGAUGUGUUACGUAUUGUGUUACUUCUAGUGAGUGUUUAGUUUGUGACAAGUGCGAAGGUGGCGUUAUGUGGGGAGGAAAAUCGAAUGAAAAUGUAGGUUAAUGUGAACCAGAAGAAAAGCUGCAGUAAUAAUCAUAAUAAAGGAAAACAAGUUGGAAAAAAAUAGAAAAGGUGCGCUACGACGAAAAUUAUAAUCAAAUUAGGGGAAAACAAAAAGGAAAACGACUGCCAGCCGGUGACGUCAGUUUAUUUUUUCGACGUGGAGUACAAGAAAAACAUCAGCGCAGCGAAAAAAAAAGGAGCCGAGGAAAGUUUCAUCCACGAACGAACAAAAAGGUUCCUCCGGUGUUCAACGGCGCGUUCAACAGUCGAAAAUUGGUCCAAUUGUUGCUGCUAGGACGGGUUUGAACGACCCAAACCACCCAAAACCGGAAUGUAUCUGGGCUGGGCGUACGACGGGGUCAACGCUUCCGUGCCCCGGAACACCGGUCCGGAAUGUGCCGGCUUCCUGACGCCGAGUCAGAAGCUGGUGGAGAGUAUGAUCCUACUCCCCCUAGCGGCGAUCGCCUUCAAACUGGCCAUCGCCCGGCUCAAACCGAUCACGUUCCGGCGGAACACCCCGUUCAUCUCCACUCCAAACCUCCAGCCCGGAACGGGCGGGGGCACGUUGGGGUUCCGCAGCAGUAGCAUCAGCCACCUGGCCAGCAGUAGCAAUCACAACCUGCAGCAUCACUACCAACGGGUAGGACCCAGCGGGCACCACCUGGAACCGGACCACCGGGAGUUGCUGCUGCAGCAGCACCACCACCGGCGAUCCUCCUCGGUGGAGUACUGCAGCUGUCACCGGUGUGCCGCCAGCCAUCACCCUGUGGCGGCCAACUCGGCGGCCCUGGACGGGGAAGCACCCAGCUGGGCCAAGCAAGCACUGCUCAUCACCAUGACCCUGACGAUCGGCGUCGAACUAGGCUUUAAGUUUGCAACUAGGACUGUUAUCUACAUUUUAAAUCCUUGCCACAUCACCACCAUGUUACAGAUCUACCUGCUGGCCUGUAACAAGCCGAAGAAGAGCACCACGGCUCUCUUCCGGAUACAGAUGAUGUACCUGAACGGGCCGCUGCUGGCGUUCAUGUUCCCCGAGACGGACAGCCGGCAGCUGCCGCUGGAGGCCGCCAUCUACUGGAUUCAGCACGCGCUGAUGGUCAUCAUACCGAUCUAUCUGCUGCGGACGGGAGGUGUCUACAACAUGGAGGCCGUGAACGACUACACCUGGAAUACGAUCGCCUACUCGGCGAGCAUUUUCUACCACUUUGUCUUUCUGCAGAUCGUGGCUAUCCCCACCCAGGUCAACCUGAACCACAUGCUCUGCCCGGCGAUCAAGGACCCGUUCGAGGGUCCCCACUACCGUGCCAUCGCCGUCACGCACGAGGCCGUCCUGAGCACGCUGCUGUGCAAGCUGGUCACGGUUCUGUUCAGUCCGCUGCCCCCGCCCAUCAUCACCAAUCCGCCUUUCAUCAAAAAUGGUGGCGGCGGGGCGGGUGGAUCCAGCGUGUCGGACUCGCCAUCGGCCAGCAAUAUCGCGACGACGUCCCCGCUGGUGACGAGCGGAACGUCCGGCGGUCACUACAUUUCCCGACCCUCGUCACGGCCCUCGUCCCGGUCGUCGUCGCCGGCGAAAUCCGUUACGAUGCAGGAGAACAACAUCAUCAUCAAAACCAGCAAGAUUGACUAGUGGCCCGCGGCGGAAGCGAACCUGCGAACCUGACUGUGGACCAUCUUCUUGGCGGAGAGGGGAGUUGUUACGGGCGGUGGGAGAGAUGUGUAGAUAUACGCGAUCGUUUUAUCAUCCUGAAGAAUCCCUACUGCGAAUUUUAAGAUAAUCCCAACCAACACUUUUUCCCUUCACAAACUAUCAAACUCACUGCAAACAAAGAAAAACAAAGCUUCAAAUUGAACUACCAGCAAAAUACCACAAUACUCAACUAAACUGAGCUGAUAAUUUAGCGACGUGAGGGCGAACGACGAAGUGAAAUUUAAAAAAAACUUGUUGAUUGCCUUUUUACUGUAAUAAAUUAACGAACAAAAAAAUACCAUUAAACACUUGAAUUUGAAAAUAAACCAAAAAACACAUUCACACACACUGUAGCCAUAAAGUAGAUUUUAAAAAGAGAGCGACUGUAGGAACGUUUCAACAUUUCAAUAAUUCUUAAAAGUACCAGCAAUGGAGAUAAAUAAAAAAAACACAUCAAAAUAAACUCACAUACAGCUUAAGUGCAAGCAAACAAAUAAAAGAAAAAUCGAUUACCUAGAGUUAAAAAAGGAAAGGAAAAGCAAACGCAAGAAAGGUUAGGACAAGCAGUCAACAGCAAAAAAAAGAAGCCAGAAUCAGAUCUGUGUUUUGUGAUAUAUCAAUCAUUACCUAUUUGCGCAGCGCGGACUCCCCCCAAAACAAACCGACCGACGAGGGAAAAUAAGCAUUUUUAACCCCACUUUUUCUCACUCUCUUGCAGUUCCAAGUAAGUAGAUAAUUUUCCUCCUUCCCCUUCCCGUUUGUUGUUCAGUAGGAAGAAGAAGAAAAAAAAAACAAGAUUGUGAUAGCAUUAAGAGGUGAGCGGUUCCGAUCGGUGAUUGUUCAAUUAUUUCCGUCGGAGCGAAAAUUGAAAAAUACGGGAGCGAAACGUGUGCGAUUCUAGGUUAUAACGAGUGACAACUGUAGUUCCUUGAUUGGUUUUGUGUUAAUAAAAUCAAUUUGAUUAGUUAAUGAUAAUUUUUACUUUUUAUUAUAUUUUUUUAAAGCUUAUUUUCCCAGUUCAAAGGCUUGUUAAAGAAUUCCUUUUGUUUUUUUAAUGUUUUCACUUAGAACUAUUGAUCAUUUCUCCACCAAAACCGGAAAUGGAUUUUAUUUGUAUUUUUUUAUGUGGCUCAAACUUUGUGGGGGCCUUUCCUACGCCCAAAGAAGCCAUUUGUGUUAUUGGUUCAGUCAUACAAUUUUGGCAGCUGUCCAUACAAAAAAGGUACGUAAAUAUCCGAAAAUCUGUAUCUUGUGAAGGAAUUUUCUGAUCGCAUUGAUGUCUUCGGCAAAAUUGUAGUUACUAAUGAAGACUAUUCAGAAAAUAAAUAUUACACGGAACAAAAAAUUGCCGAUUAACUUUUUUUUAAACUCAUGUUAAUAAAAUAUACAUAUAUAAGUGGGAACAAACAUUUUGCCGCUAAAUUAUGUUUUUGAAAAAAAAAAGUUUUUUGGAAAAAUAUAAAUUCUAACUCGUUAUUUUUAAUUUUUUACUUAAUUUUUUUUCUGAUCGGUUUUGUGUCUUUGGCAAAGUUGUAGGUAUUGAUGAGGGCUGUUCAGAAAAAGAAAACAAACCGGAAAUAUUCCGGUUUUAAAUUUUUCUAUUUUUUUUUCUCAGAUUCAAUUUUUUUUAAUUUUGGAAAAAUUUAAAUUUUGCUUGAAAAAAAUAUUGUUUGACAAAAUUUACAAUCGAAAGGUAUUUUUUGCAAUUCCGUCGUGAAACUACUUACUUUUCCUGUCAUUCUUGAACGACGAAAUAGCCUACUUUUCUGUACCAAAAAUAACAGAAUCGAAUAGCAACAUUAUUCAAAAUAAAUGCUGAAAAGUUCUACUUUUCAGCACUCAAAUGGGUGCUGAAAAGUUAAACUUUUCAGCACUUGUUUCGAAAAGUAACACUUUUCAACAUUUUUUUUUAUUUAAACGAUUUAUUGACAAAAUACAUGAAAAUUUGACAUAAAAUUUCACUCAGUGUGUGUUUUUUGAAAUUGCAUAAAAUGUUGUAUGGAACUCGUUGCAAAACUUGAUUUUUUCAGCACUCUUCGUAUUUAUCCAACGAGGUUCACCGAGGUUCACCUCGUUUGAUAAAUGUACGACUCGUGCUGAAAAAAUCCUCUUUUUGCAAUUUGUUGCAUAAACUACUAUAAACGAUUUCUUUUAUACAAUGCACCUUUUCCAAUACUGAGAUACUUAAAGUUUAAUAAGUUUAAUUCUAGCUUUUUAGAUUUUUUAAAAUAGUGUUCAUGAGUACUGGAAAAAAAAUUCGAAAGGUUGGGAAAAUUUCCACUAACAAAUUGCUUAAGAGACAAUCAAGGUUGGACCUCUGGUUUCUGAAAUACAUCGGAGAGAAGAAAAAGAAACGAUAAAAUUGAGCUGUUUGAAGUAUCAGCCAAACAGCCAUGUAACGUCAAAUCAAAAAAUAAAAUGCAAUUUAGGAUGGAUGAAAAUUUGAUGGUUAAUUAUUACCUUUUUUAUGUAAUUAUGUUUUAAUUUAUUUUAAAAAUACAGCUACAGUUUAGAAUUCAUUUUUUUAUAAAAUUGCCACAUUUCUAAAGAAAUAUAACACUUUUUUCUGUUACAAAAUAUGUCUUCAUAUUACAAUGAUUAUUUUACUGUGAAUAAGGGAAAUAAAUAAUUCUACGUUAAAAAUCUCCCUCAUAAUUUAAAUGAUUUAGAUUUAGAAAUAUAUAUCUUUCAUCAGUUUUAAGAUCUCGUGUUUAAAUUUAAAACCUGAAAAAACACAAUAUGAUAAUAUUACAUAGAUCUGGAAUGUUGAACAAUUUUAUUGUGUGUAAAUUUACAUAUUUCUACGUGUAAUUUUACUUAUUCCACAAGUUAAAUCAAAAAAGGGGUAAUAUUAAACUAUUCAAAUUUUCUAUUUUCCAAAAUAACACUUUUUUUAACUUCAAAAGUCGGAAAGGACAAAAGCUCGAAAGACAAAAAAUCGAAUGGACAAAAGGUCCAAAGUAUUUAUGAAUAAUACUAUAAAAAUCAUUUUUUUCUGAAGCAUUUUUGUGAAUUCAAAGAUGUAAAGUAUGAACAUAUUUCUAUGAAUUUUAUGAUAUUUUGCUUCAGUAACAAUAUUGUGAUUUUUUUCAUUUUAUUUUUGUUUUCAAAAAAAGCAGUGUUUUGAAAAAAAAAUGAAACAAUAAUCCAAAUUUAACCUAGUAUUCAAUGCAACAAGAUUUUUAGGCACGAUUCUUCCGAGUUGGAUAAAUAUUACGAGUGCUGAAAAAAAAACAGUUUGGUGUUGCAUAUACAAAACUUUUUGCAACUUUGAAAAAAAACCUUUAAAAAUUAUACUUCAGGGAACUUCAGUGUAUCUCCACUUCAAUUUGGCAUCCGUGUGUUUAAUUCGUUAAAAAAAACAUUUUUAAUCAACUCAAAAACAAAACAGUGUCGAAAAACAUUGUUUUUCAAUACAUAUGCUGGAAAGUCGAAACUUUCAGAGCACAAACGAAUGCUAUAAUGAACUAUGCAGUUCAUACUUACAUGGACACGAUUUUUAAGUGAAUGUUAUACAUAUACUUUAUCAAAACAAAGUUCAGUAAUUUUUUAUUGCAAAUAUGAUUUUUUUUUGUAUUUCCGUUGCAAAACAACUUAUUUGUCUUUCUCGAAUGACGAAAGGCAAAUUUUUCACUGUCCAAAAUAAAAUUAUUGAAAAGAACUUAUCAGUAUCCAUUUAAGUGCUAAAAUGUUCAACUUUAUACUAUUUGUACCAAAAAGUGAUAAAAAAAAUCAGAGUUCCUUCUCAAGAUACAGAAAAAAGCUGCCAGGAAUAAAAUAUUUUUUAUAUAUAAAUCAGCUGAUUUCGAGUUUUAUUUUACUAUUUUGUUUCUAUUUAAUAAUAAUUUUGGAAUAUUGGUCGAUUGUUCUUAAAUAAAACAUUCAAAUUAUUUUAAAUACUUAAUUAAAAUUGUAUCAUCCAAAAUAAAGCUUGUUUAAACAAAAACAAAAAUUGUUACCAAAUUAAAAAAAAUUGAAAUGAUUUCCGAUGUUUUCAGAGAGCAGUGAAAUACUUUUUAAUGUUGCUACUUUAGUAGAUUUUUGCUUUGUUUUUUGUUUUAAUUUAUUUAUUCGAACAUUAUGUUUACUUUUAAUUUUUUUUUAGUUUUUUUACGUAUUCAAGACAAAAAUCUGUACAACAUUCUUUUAAUUUAUCUUCUUAUUUAAUCAAUAUCAAAGAAGCUCACAAAACACAAUAAGGUCCCUUAACUUAUGGGCCAAAAGGCCAUGUUACAUGAAACGGGAAAAAAAUCUUUCGAAAUAACAGUUCAUUACAUUGACAAUUUCAAAUCAUUUUACGCGAGUGAGAGUAGUGCAAACAGUAGUUGAACCUUGUUUAGAAGGAAUCAGUUAGACAAAUAAAAAACCCAAAAAGUAGCAACAAGAUAACAAACAACUAUAUUUGAAACCACUUUUAACUUUCUUGAUCAAAGUUCUUCUCAAAUUUAUAAGUUAGAUUAGUUAACAUUUUAAGAAAACCACAAAACGGGAAAGCUAUUAGCCAAACUCAAAUCGGCAAUCUUUAGGUUUUAGAGCAGCAUUCCACUGUAUAUCCUAACAAAGAGAGAAAAAAAACAAUCACAAAGUGUGCAACACUUGGGUCAAGACGCUCAUACACACUAAAUUGAAAACACCCCGAAAUCACAGAGAAAAAAAAAUAUGCUCGGCAAUGGAAAACACGAUCAAUUCAGUGUGCCUUCAAGUGAGAAUAAUAAAAUCGGUAUUACUAAAAGAACGACGACGACGUCGUCGUCGUCGUGUAUGCUUAUUACAAAAAUUUCGAGUGCGUAGCUUAGCUAAACCUCACCUCGUUGAGUUUCGCUUUUUUAUAUAUAACCUUCAACCUAAUAAAUUAUUCCUAACCAAGAACACAAACAAGCGUUUAA
Molecule: messenger RNA, 6820 nt
Organism: Culex pipiens pallens (northern house mosquito)
Lineage: Eukaryota; Metazoa; Arthropoda; Insecta; Diptera; Culicidae
Product: transmembrane protein 164
Exons: 6
Coding region: 579-1874 (431 amino acids)
Source: RefSeq, a predicted model, not a curated record